AUGAGAAAGUACGGUGUUAAACCUAAGAGCGACACUUGGGGGAGACCUUGGGGUGCCUCUUACAAUCUUAAUUUGACUAGGCCCAUUCUUUUACACAAUAUCACGAGCCGUGUUUUGCUUAAUCGUGUACAAGAGAACUCGCGGAGAGUGAAUCGUAGGGAUGAGGGAGAAUGGUCUGGUAGAGAUGAUAUUGGCUUGUCUUGUCGAGGCCGGUACGAGCAGCCGCUUCCUGUAAGGGGUCAACCACCACAGUCACCGCAUCGCAGUAGCUAUCGAUCACGCGUCGACUCAACGCGGAUUGGCGCCUCGGAUCUCCCGGAGGAGUUUGCAGAAGUCUUGAUUGGUGUUUUACAACGCCUCCACGAGGAUGAGGCAGUUAAUACUGGCGCCAAGUUGUUUUCAUUUUCAGAGCGAAGUGCUACGAAAGCUGACCUCGGGUGGCCUUCACCGGUGACGGCUGCAGAGGCAGCGUCAGAUACUUUUUCCAGCAUUUCUGCUGGGCCUAUUGGCGGUGAGGGUCGACACCUUCCCUGCAAAUUUGUGAGCACAUCCCCAGAUGACGGUUCUGAAGCGCUGAUGCGCGCUAAAAAUGCUUCUGUGGAAAGACAGACAUUGAUGGGAGUUGAUUCCUUAAGUUUAGCAUCGGACUUGGGCGAUUUAGCGUAUUUGAUCGAGUUGGGGUGGACGGGGGCAAUAUCCACUGAAGACGCUCAGGAUCUUCCUUCGGGGGAUAUGAGCCAAUUACCUAUGGUGAAAUCCGCACCAUCGUAUCCCUUUCCCACGCAAAGCGUAUCAUCAGGCGCACUUUCCAAGGAUAUCCACCAUACAAGCAACCCUUCCCGUGACGUUCGUUAUCUUCUAACACUCGGAACUCAACCGAAUUCUGGCCACCACGAUCAGCCGUGUUCCGCCUUGGUUCAGGCGACAGCUCCCGCCCUUCAAGCUGCGACAGAAUUGCUUCUUCGUGGACUUGAUGUUAAGGCGCUACUGCGAGGUGGGACUCUCGAUGGAAUUCGCAUUGCACAUAAGUGUCUUAGUCAGGCCGAUUUUUCGUUUAUUCAAUGGCGUCAGGUUCACGUGGAGGGGUGCGACUUGUCUCGUGGACUGUUUUACGGAGCUAUUUUUGGGGAGGAGGUUAGCUUUACGCGGUGUAAUUUUGAAGGAAGUAUUCUCAAGGGCGUGAUGAUUCAUGGGAAUGUUCAAUUUACUGACUGUAGUUUCCGGCUCGCGUCGCUUGGUCUCAUUUAUAAAUCCCAUUUGAAUGAGGACACUGAUUGCACCAAUAAAGGGAGCUCAUUGUCAUCAUACAGACGUUCGGGGAAGACCAGGCGGACUGAUCUACGUUUUGACCGAUGUGAUUUCGACUUGGCUAGCUUUGAAGGUAGUAUUGGACUCAAUGAUUCGCGUAUCUUUGCUAACUGCUUUAACGAGCAAAACUCAUACAAAUAUCCACUACACACAUCAACAAGUGGUUGA
Molecule: messenger RNA, 1476 nt
Organism: Phytomonas sp. EM1
Lineage: Eukaryota; Euglenozoa; Kinetoplastea; Trypanosomatida; Trypanosomatidae
Source: the annotation of a GenBank genome assembly